Messenger RNA from Mus musculus (house mouse), 4078 nucleotides. RefSeq names its product metallophosphoesterase domain containing 1 (gene Mpped1). Gene Ontology annotation, molecular function: hydrolase activity. Bases 980 to 1960 code for a protein of 326 amino acids. The record is from RefSeq and is marked validated. The transcript has 7 exons. Lineage: Eukaryota; Metazoa; Chordata; Mammalia; Rodentia; Muridae.
AGAAUGCAUUCAUUGGAGGAAGAGGUAAAAGCUCAGAGACAGAGGGACUGGAUGCAGGGACCUUAGAGCCUAAGCUAGUCUCUCCUCAUCCUAUUAGCAUAGCUAUAGAACAAUUUCAAGGCCACUGGGAUCUCUGUGGGUCAGAUGUCCUCCUGCCCAGCCCCCUCCCCGCCCCCGUGAUGCUUCUGAGGGUCAAAGUCAGAAUAGGGGCACCAGAAAUCAAAACAGCCAUUAGGAAGAGUCACCAGUAUAAGAACAAGACCUUGAGCAGUGGCAGAACCAAGAACACCCUGUCUCUCAUGGUCCUCAGCUGUUAAGUGCUGACCUAGGGUGACUGCUAGUGGGACUUCUCUGGGUACCGCAGCACCUGUGAAUCUGGGCUGGGGAAUGGGCAGAUUCAAAGGGGAAGCUGCCCUGCCUGACCCCAAGUUCCCCAGCUGGUUCCACUUUAGAACUGUAGCGACUUCUCCGGUCUAUUCUGUUGAGUCCUUGAGUUUCUACCCACUUUUGAAGCUUUUCCUGCAGACACGUGCCCAGGCUGGGUGUCUGCCCUGCUGGCUCUGGACUGUACAGUGGCCAGACUUGGGUCUGUGCCAGGCUGCUGCAGCUGUUCCGCCUUGGAGUGAUGACAGUAGCUGAUGGCUUGACAAGUGGCCCUUGGGAGGUGGCAUCUCAUCUGGGCAGUUGCCCAGCAGGAGGGCCAUUUGAGGAGGAGAACAGAGCCCCGAGGGUAGGAGACUCCCAGAAUUGACCCAAAGAGAUUGGGAAAGUGUGUGUGUGUGUGUCCCAUGGGGACCCCAUAGAAAGUGUGAGUAUAGGAUUUGGAGUCUACCUCACGGUGAGCCUUGGCUUGUCACUGGAUGGCUCUGAGACUGUCUUCGGACCUGCAUAAGUUGAGUCUGUUCGCAGGUCUGGCGGGGGACCCGGCGACGGUCGUGGUGGUGGCAGCGGUGGCGCUGGGAGAUGCCCACGGAGGUCCAUGUGGCGCCCUAGGUGGGAUCCUGGCAUCCUGAAGGCUGAAGCCCUGGCCCUGCUCCCCUGUGGCCUGGGCAUGGCGUUCUCUCAGUCUCACGUGAUGGCCUCUCGACGGCACCAACAUGGCCGACUCAUCAUCGAGGUGGACGAAUACAGCUCCAAUCCCACCCAGGCCUUCACCUUCUACAAUAUCAACCAGGGCCGCUUCCAGCCACCUCACGUGCAGAUGGUGGACCCAGUGCCUCACGAUGCCCCAAAGCCACCUGGCUACACACGUUUUGUCUGUGUUUCUGACACUCACUCAAGGACAGAUCCCAUUCAAAUGCCCUACGGCGAUGUGCUGAUCCACGCUGGGGACUUCACGGAACUGGGGCUCCCAAGCGAGGUGAAGAAGUUCAAUGAAUGGCUGGGCAGCCUGCCCUAUGAGUACAAGAUCGUGAUUGCGGGCAACCACGAGCUGACCUUCGACCAGGAGUUCAUGGCCGACCUCAUCAAGCAGGACUUUUAUUAUUUCCCGUCCGUGUCCAAGCUGAAGCCGGAGAACUAUGAGAACGUGCAGUCUCUGCUGACCAACUGCAUCUACCUGCAGGACUCAGAGGUCACGGUGCGUGGCUUCCGGAUCUACGGCUCCCCGUGGCAGCCCUGGUUCUAUGGCUGGGGAUUCAACCUCCCGAGAGGCCAAGCGCUCCUGGAGAAGUGGAAUCUCAUCCCAGAAGGAGUAGACAUCCUUAUAACUCAUGGACCACCACUGGGCUUUCUAGACUGGGUCCCCAAGAAGAUGCAGCGUGUGGGCUGUGUGGAGCUGCUCAACACAGUCCAGAGGCGGGUCCAGCCACGGCUGCACGUCUUUGGCCACAUCCAUGAAGGGUAUGGCGUCAUGGCAGACGGGACCACCACCUAUGUGAACGCGUCGGUGUGCACUGUGAACUAUCAGCCUGUGAAUCCCCCCAUAGUCAUCGACCUGCCCACACCCCGGAACUCCUGACUGCUACCCACUCCAGUUCUGCCUACCCAUGUCAGCUCUGUAUGUCUGGCCAAGAGCCUGGAUCCCCUAACCCACUUCCUCCCAUGCAGAACAGCCUGGACAGUCCAUUUGGCCUCGGGACCAGCCAGCAACGAGUAGAAUCCUUGGGAUAAAAGAAAUCGCCUUUGUCAGCUUUCUGCCGCCUGCUGCUGGGACCUUGAACAGUCCCAUCAGGGCCACCAGGCUCAUCUCUGUGUUCUGUGUGUGCAUCUGCCCCUUUUUUCUAGAGCCUAACACACUCACAGCCCUGUCUCACUUGGGAAAUGACAGAAGCUCGGUUCGAAAGACACCCUCCGGCUUUGAGAAGCCGCUGCUCUCGGAUGGAAUUUGGGAAGUUUUAUACAAGAUGUCUAGCUACCCAAGUGUGUGGCUUGUGAGCCCCAAGGUUGCGGAAGUGUAUGGCCUAGGCUCGGGCAGCUCUUCUCUGGCUGGAGGAAAGGAGAUAGACUUGUUCCUUACGUGCAUGGGUCUUGGGAAUGUUCAGGGACAUCUCAGGAAUUCCGACAGCCCCCGGCCAGGCCUAGAGCAGAUGGCUUGGCUUAGUCCCCCAUUCCUUCCUCAGGACCCUGCUGCCAAUGUGGACAAUGGCUGAGUGUCUCCAGCUUCUGGCUCAGAACCUGGAUUUGGGGAGGGGAGCUUUGUUCUUCUGGGUGGCCAGAACCUGCUGGUUACUCAUCACAGUGAGGCCAUCUUAGAUCAUCUGGGACCACACUACUUUGUAGAUCACGAUGGCCAGGGGAUUCUGUGGGCUGAGACCUAUGCCUGGUCAUGUACAUGCCCCAUGUCUGUGGCAUGUGUGUGCUUCUCCAAACCUAACCAGGUUGUUAGCAUCUACAACGAGCUCCAUCCUCCAUGUGAUUGAUUUUUCCUUCCGAGGGUUCCAGGAAGCUUGUCAGUACCACCAGUAACCGGGAGGUGGCGCAGUUACAGAGCCACCCCGGGUGCUGAUGGCAGCUCCACCUCUGGCUGCAGCCUUUCUUGAGCUAGGCCUGGGUGAACCCAUCUGCAGAGGACAGAGCCAGCGGGCCCUGAGUCAGGGGGAGGCAGAGUCCAUCACUGUCUAUUUAAAAUGCCCAUAUUUGUUCUUUGUGGACUCUUUUUUGCACUCAUUCCGAUUCUUAGUAACAUGUCACUAAAAUAGUAUUAUUUGUCCCGACUCUUGAUGUUUUACACCCUUUAUGUCAUGCAUCAGACACGAGGGCCUCACUUGCUUGGCCUGGUUCCAGCCUUGGGGACCAGAUAUCCUGGUACCUUUACUCGGUAUAAUUUUGUUUUAUCUACAGACAUUCCUGCAAGGUAGGUACUCUUGCCCUGUUACAGAGAUGAGUCCACUGAGAGGAGAGGUCACUUGCCUGAGGAUGCACAGCACAAAGGGGGCAGCAGUGGGAUUUGGGCCUCCAUCUCUGGCCUCACACCCUUCCCAUCACCACUGGAGUUCUCUCCCUGCAAAGCAGGGCCUGGGUGGAGAGUCUCGCUUCAUUUGGAAGGGUCCUUUUCAAAACUGGCUCUUGUUCAUUCUCAACCUCGAGUCCCUCAGACCAUCAGGAAUCCUGAGCUUUUGGCUCAGCAUCCCAGCAUCCUGUGAGGCCCACUCCCAAUUCUUUCUCUGCGGGUGAGUGAGCUGGGCUCUGGGAUGCAUUCCCAGGCCACCUUUGGUGCCCUACGUUGGCCAGGGGCAACUGUGCCCCACAGGACACAGGGCUGCAGGAAUCUUGCUUGGGCCAAGUGGUCCUGGUGUGUGGGACAUUUUACAAGGUCUCUCUUCGGUGCCUCAGAUGCAUGGCGUGUUUGGGGCAGAGAAAAAUACAUCUCCCAUGUGCUUUCUCAGCUCCACAGUUUCUAUAUGGACCAAGAACUAUAAACUUAAAAAAAUUUUCCUAGGGCAUCUUCAGAAUGCGGCAUAUUUUUAUGUGGAGAAGAAAAGCUGUGGAGGCAGCUGUCUUGAAGAGAAAAUUCAUUGGAAGUCCUCAAGAUUUGAAAGAUGGCGGCCUGCUCCUCAAUCAUUUUGGCAUAACUUGAUUGUGGCUGUAAUUUUUUUUGUCAAGCAUGUCAGACAAUAAAGUCUUUGUAAAAAGAAAA